Molecule: messenger RNA, 1074 nt
Organism: Lampris incognitus (smalleye Pacific opah)
Lineage: Eukaryota; Metazoa; Chordata; Actinopteri; Lampriformes; Lampridae
Exons: 4
Coding region: 109-1074 (321 amino acids)
Molecular function (GO): DNA binding
Source: RefSeq, a predicted model, not a curated record
UUAGACGUAAAUAGACUUCACUUUCAAUGGAAUGGGAGUACCCUCGUAGACGUGAGCUUUCGAUAAGGAAGAGAGUUAGUGUCACUUGUGGCUCACACCGGCUGAACGAUGAAUGAAAAACCCCUUGAAAGCUUGACCUCUGAAGGAGAAAACAAGGAAGAGAAAAUCAAACAGGGAGGGACAGAGGUGAAGAACAGUAAAAACAUUUCUGAUGAGGUAGCACCCGUGGCCCUGGCACCAUUGGAUGCACCAUCGAGCAGUCCUAAUGCCAAGGAAACCGUAACUUCAGUGUCUAGGGAAAUAGAUGUAGGCAAGAGGACUAAGGCAGCUGCUGGUGAGCAUCCUGUUGACUGGUUUGAGCCCCUCGAGGAUGAUGAUGAUGCCGCAGUUUGGGAUUUUCCAGGAAAUGAUCGAAACCUCAACAGUGGACGGGAUGCUGAAGAGGAGAGUUUAGCAGGAGAGAGUGAAAAGAGUGGGAGUAUUGCAAGCAGCGACAGGACCAUUAAACGGGUCUACCAGCUUAAUUUUCACCGCCGCAGGCGAGCAAUUCAUGAUGAGGGAUGGGUUGACUGGCCUGUGCUCGGUGAGGGUUGGAAACGUAAAGAAGUAAUUCGUCGUUCAGGUUCCAGUAUUGGCCAGAAAGAUGUUUAUUACUUAAGUCCACAGGGUGAUCGGGUGAGAAGUAGAGUAGAGCUAACCUCAGUGCUGGAGGGUAUGACUGACCUGUCCACAUUUGAUUUCAAGUCAGGAAAGUUCUACAAUGGUGAUGCACCUCAGCUGAAGAGAGGAAAGAGAAAGAUGGAGCGUUCCUCCUCAGAGUCCAGCUGGAUGGACAGAGGAGAGGGGGCAGACACUCCCGACUCCUAUCACAGGUUCACCCCAACCAUGGUCUCCAAACUGUCUGAGUUCAGCCAAAAGAGCUUCUCCCCGUACAGCUUAAAUGAGCCUCUGAACAAAGACUUUGAGGGUGAAAAUGCUGUGAAGGAAAAUAGAAUAAAAUUGCCUUAUACCACAUCAUCAAGACUGCUCCCCUCCAUCAAUGGACCAGUUGGGUCAGAGGAGACCUCUCUGUGA